AAUACACACACACACACACACACACACACACACACACAUUGUUGCAUCCGUUGUUCUGCUAAGAGCUUUUACCUGCGAAUCCAUGUGCACUCAGACACAGAUUAUAUAAAUUUAGAUAGAUUUGUUUGACAUUGGAUUGUUAUACUUGCUAUUGUGUGUGUAUGUGUAUGUGUGUGUGUGCGCGCGCGCGCGUGCCUUGAAAACAUAUUAACCACAUAUGAGGCCCAGUAGUUUUGUAGUGAGUGUGAAAGGUUCUUGUUUUCACAUUCAUUAAAGUCCGAGAUAACGGCUGGGCUUCUGUUCACACAUUUUAAAAAUAAGGAUCCGUUUGAGUUUGUUUUUGGUUUACAUUUGGGUUUGUGUUUGGUUUAGAUUUGGGUUUUUUGUUUGGAUUAGAUUUGGGUUUGUGUUUGGUUUAGAUUUGGAUUUGGGUUUGUUUACAUUUGGGUUUGUGUUUGGUUUACAUUUGGGUUUGUGUUUGCUUAAGAUUUGGGUUUGUGUUUGUGUUUGUUUACAUUUGGGUUUGUGUUUGCUUUAGAUUUGUGUUUGUGUUUGUUUACAUUUGGGUUUGUGUUUGCUUUAGAUUUGGCUUUGUGUUUGUUUACAUUUGGGUUUGUGUUUGCUUUAGAUUUGGGUUUGUGUUUGGUUUACAUUUGGGUUUGUGUUUGCUUUAGAUUUGGGUUUGUGUUUGUUUACAUUUGGGUUUGUGUUUGCUUUAGAUUUGGCUUUGAUUUAGAUUUCAGUUUGUGUUUGGUUUACAUUUGAAAAUGCAUAGAGCAUAAGGAUGAACAUGAAGAGCAUCUGUUGUUCUGCUAAGAGCUUUUCCAUGCGAAUCCAUGUGCACUGAGUCUCAGUCUACAGAAAUGCUUAAGAUCAGAUAGACAGAUUUGUUGGACAAUGGAUUGUUAUAUUUGUGUGUGUGUGCGUGUGUGUGUGUGUGUGUGCUCCUUAGAAAACAUAUUAAGCUUUUUGUUUUCAUACCCAAUAAAGUCAGAGAUAAUGGCCAAGCUUCUGUUCACACAUUUUAAAAAUAAGGUUCUGUUUGUGUCUGAGUUUGUUUUGGUUUACCACAGGAAGGUCCUCCUUGUGCUGCCAAAACAGCUCUGACGUGUCAAGGCAUGAACUCUACAAGACCUUUGAGGUGUGAAUGUCCCCAGACAAAAUCCUUUAGGGGAUUAUUUGACAUGGCAACAAAAUGGAAGAAUACCAAAGCAAUAUACAUCCAAACUGGUAUCGUUUCAGAUUUAUAUGGACUGGUGGAAUUUGACAUGCACUGUCAUUAGGGAAUAGAAAUGAAGGUAUUCUUGACCUUCAACAAUAUUUAGAUAGGUGGUACAUGUUAAAGUAACAUCCCCAUGAAUGCAGGACCCAUGAACAUUGCCCAGAGCAUCACACUGCCUCAACCAGCUCGCCUUCUUCCCAUAGUGCAUCCUGGUGCCAUCUCUUCCCCAGGUAAGCAACUCACAUGCACCUGACUGUCCAUAUGAUGUAAAAGAAAACAUGAUUCAUCAGACCAGACCACCUUCAUCCAUUGCUCCAUGGUCCAGUUCUGAUGCUCAAGUGUCCAUUGUAGGAGAUUUCGGAGGUGUACGGGGGGUCAGCAUGGGAACUCUGACCGGUCUGCAGCUACGCAGCUCCAUACGCAGCAAACUGUGAUGCACUGUGUGUUCUGACUCCUUUCUAUCAGAACCAGCAUGAACUUUUUCAGCAGUUUGUGCUACAGUAGCUCUUCUGUGGGAUCGGACAAGACGGACUAGCCUUCGCUCCCACACGCAUCAGUGAGCCUUGGACGACCAUGACCCUGUCGCCUAUUCACCGGUUGUCCUUCCUUGGACCACUUCUGUCGCCAUGUCGGCACUGUUGUGAUGAUGACGUUCUGCCAGACGAGGACCACACAUCACUACCGCCAGACACGCCGGCCAUGCCUGAAAUACGCACGUACAUCAAUAUGACCAUCCUCAAAGGCGAUAAAGGAGGAAAGGGAGAAAAGGGAACACUGGGAAAGCCUGGUUUAGAAGGUCAUCCUGGAGCACAAGGUCCUGAAGGACCCAAAGGCUCCAAAGGUCAAGCCGGAGCACCUGGAGCUCCAUGCAAGUCAGAGCACUCUACUUUCUCAGUGGGUCGCCGCAAAGCCCUCCACAGCACAGACUCGUAUCAGGUGCUUCUGUUCGACACCGUCUUCGUCAACAUGCCUGGCCAUUUCGACAUGUUCUCCGGCAAGUUCCGGUGCAGCAUUCCAGGUGUCUACUUCUUCAAUGUGAAUGUGCAUACGUGGAACUUCAAGGAGACCUACGUGCAUGUCAUGCAGAAUGAGGAGGAUCGCACUCUGGUGUACACCCAGCCUGGAGAGCGCUCCAUCAUGCAGAGCCAGAGCAUCCUGUUGACCCUUGAGCUCAGCGAUGAGGUGUGGGUGCGUCUGUACAAGCGUGAGCGCGAGAACGCCAUCUACAGCGACGAUGUGGACAUCUACAUCACGUUCAAUGGGUACCUCAUCAAAUCGAACACGGAAUGAGAGAAUCCAGACUACGUGGGGUGAUGAUUUGAAGUUAAUGUUACCACUCAGAUUUUCCUAUAACAGCAUGUUCCCAAAUGUUUUAUUCCUCUUAUACCACAGCGAUUUACAGAGGAUUACAAUUUUUUUAUUUAUUUAAAAAGGUCAUGUUUUUUUUAGCCAUUUAUAGUUAAAUUUAACGUUUUAGGAUGCUCAUGAAACUAGUCCCUGUUCUCACUUACGUUACAGCAGCUAUAAAGUCAUUCCCUCACCAGCCUUGCUCUUUAUUCUCUCUCUUUAUUCUCUCUCUCUUUUCCCUCUCUUAAUUCUCUCUCUCUUUAUUCCAUCUCUUUAUUCACUCUCUUUAUUCUCUCUCAAUUCUUGCUCUUUAUUCUCUCUCUCUUUAUUUUCUCUCUUUAUUCUUGCUCUUUAUUCUCUCUCUUGAAGUUAAUAAGACAAAAAAAAUCACAGUUAGUGGUGUUAGUGAAAAACAGUAAAGAAGUGUAAGCUCCUCUGUCCUGAAGAUGUCGAUAAACUUAAAAUUACAGCUUCACCUCUGAGUGUUGCACAGCACUGACACUGGAGACUCCUUCCGUACAAGUAAAACAAACGUCUCCUUACAGAUAAACUUCACCAUGUCAACAAUAACACACAUAUUUUAAUAGAGAAUUUGCCCUGUGAAUGGGCUGUUACUAUAGAAACGAUAAGAUAUUACAGCACACACAUUAAUGUGUGAUUUAAUGUGAUUUUGGAUCAGUUUAGGGUUGUUGUUUUUAUUUGUAUGUAUGUGUCCUAAUAAUACUAAUCUAAAAAAGGGGAUAGUAUUACAUCAGGACUUUCAGCAUAACCCUGACAAUAAGGACUGGCAUGUGGAAUUAAUAUCCAGCUUAAUCAACUCCAACCUCAUAAACCUCACACGUGGAUCUGCCACAGAGGCGUGAUAACAGCCUGUGAUAAGGAAAUCGCAUAUAGUUAUUCUGUUAACAUUGUAUACACACACACACACACACACACACACACACACACACACAUCCCAUCCACCGCCAGUCUUGUUGCUUUCAGAAAUUUUUAUUAUAAACCUUUUUUUCUUUUUCGAUUAUAAUAUUUAACAACAUACACAAGCACAAACAAACAA
Ictalurus furcatus (blue catfish) is the source of this 3626-nucleotide messenger RNA. Its product is annotated as complement C1q tumor necrosis factor-related protein 6. Gene Ontology annotation, molecular function: protein binding. The coding region runs from base 1796 to 2512 and encodes 238 amino acids. NCBI's taxonomy places the organism in Eukaryota, Metazoa, Chordata, Actinopteri, Siluriformes, Ictaluridae. The transcript is spliced from 3 exons. The record is from RefSeq and is a predicted model, not a curated record.